AUGCAUAUCUUUGUCAAGACCCCCACCGGCAUGACAAUCCGCCUCAAGGUCCACUCAUCAGACAUCCUGUACACCGUCAAGGCAAAGAUCCAGCAGCACUACCGCCUCGUCUUUGACGGGGUGCGGCUAGAAGACAACCGUACAUUGGCCCAUUAUGGCAUCCAGCAUGACUCUACGAUUGACCUCCAGGAAAAGUUGCAAAUCUACGUGACGAAGACGCGGGGUGGCAGGACCAUCGCCCUCGAGGUCAACAGCCUAGACACCAUCGGCAACGUGAAGUCCAAGAUCGAAAAGAUGGAGGGCUAUCCCAAGGGCCAGCAAUGCAUCAUCUUUGCCAACAAACAGCUGGAGAACGACAACCGCACCUUGGCUGACCACAACAUCUGGAAGGAGUCCACCCUUCUCCUUGUCCUCCGCCCGUGUAGGCCAGCAGAAAGUAGGAUAAUGCAGAUCUUUGUCAAGAACCUGGAAGGGAAGACCCUCACCCUUGAGGUCGGGCAAUCAGACACAAUCAACAGUGUCAAGGUGAAGAUCUACGAGAAGGACGCCAUUCCCCCUAGACAGCGGCGCAUCAUUUUUGCUGGCAAUCAGCUGGAGGACCACCACACCCUGGCGGACUACAAAAUUGACAGCAAAUCUACCCUUCAUUUGAUGCUUCGCCUUUGUGGCUGCUGA
Triticum urartu is the source of this 675-nucleotide messenger RNA. Lineage: Eukaryota; Viridiplantae; Streptophyta; Magnoliopsida; Poales; Poaceae. The record is from RefSeq and is a predicted model, not a curated record.